AUGACGCAUCUGCUUUAUGGAGCUGGAUGUGAAAUGAUGUCAGGGUCUGAGCACCAGUUAGUUGGUGGUGCUCGUUUGAAGUUCAAGGCCGAAUUCAAGCAAGUCUCAUGGUUUCACCAAAAAGCGUACCAUCGUAUCGUGCUUCCAAAACUGCUCGUAUCGGAUUUUCUCUCUUUGAAACUCCAGGUUUCAGGUCUGCGAAAUGACAAAAGGUUGGCGGACCUCAUUGUGAUUUCGGAAAUAUCCAUUGAGCUCCAGGAGUUCGUCAGUGUACAUGAACAAGGGCACUUUUUCAAGGAAGUGAAGACCGAGGUGUUGUUCAAAAAGGCUCCGUUUUGCACGGUCGUUCUCUCAAAAACACCUUUGGAUAUUUGUCCAGAUAUCGCUUUACCAGACCUUGGUCCAUCCUUUUUCACCAAGGACCUCACAAGGAGCUAUGGGUUGCGUAUUUCGGUGAAGGUCUCUCACAAGAGCCUUCCAAGCGUAUCUGCUUCAACAUUUAUGGAAUUGAACGUAGCACAAGAGACCCAAGAACGCAUAAACUACAAAGCCUUGGACGACCAGGAGUACUAUGGAAGCAGCUCGACAGCACAAACCCUGUUGUUUCAAGACUCACGCACGGAAGGGUAUUUGGAAGCUUUUAGGAAGAAGUUUCAAAUAACCUUGUUUGAGAAUAGGAACAGCUUUCUGCUGUGUCUAGUCCAGUCCCACACUAACGGGUCCUCCAGCUAUGUAUUCGGUUCCGUGGACGGUAGAGAACCAGCCCUGGCUAAGAAAGAAGAAGUGUGCUUUUCAAACUACGUCUUUGACUUUAUACAAAAGGUGAAGAGUAUUUCUCGUCUAUUCACUGCUCAAGUGCCGAAACCACACUCAAUCCGUGCUUUGGUCACAGAAAGACCAAUUUCAGGGGGCGAUGUCUCUAAUACUAGUGAGCCAUAUGCUUCGACUUGUCUUACGAUUGGCAACCAGGCAGUGGAAGCAGUUGACAAAAACUCGAGAUGGCUGAGAGCAACCAGAGAUAAAGUUCUUACGAUUGGAACUGCAAAGGUGCCUCUUUCUAUCCGUCUUGUAUUAAAUGAUUGUUUCAAACUGUCUGGAGGGUUUGGUGACAGCGUCAUUGCAACACCUGGAAUGAAGCUCUCGGAUCUUUUGAACGUCCAGUUUAUUCUUCCGUUGAGCUUCGAGACUUUGGCAUCCGGUGAAGUACUGGUAGAGGAUUUGAAUAUUAAAGUGCGUAGACUCGUGGUUACUCUUCAUGAGUUAGAUGGUCACAUUAAAACGACGACGUUGACUGAUCAAAGAGGUUUGCCAUUGCUUCACUGGAACAAUUUCAGGUACCCGGUUGCCGGUAAUCCGACGGCUUGUGCUUUCCAUCUUCCAGAGGAACUCAUUGAGGGUACAAUUCCCAAUCGUCUCGAGUCGAUCUCGCAGGUUUCAGGUUAUCUCUCGUCGUUUUGCUUGAUAGUUGUAUUGCUUGUUGAUAAGGGCGAGAGGGCCUACGCCUGGCCGAUGAGACUCGUGAUUGCUGAUCCUUGA
Molecule: messenger RNA, 1536 nt
Organism: Candidozyma pseudohaemuli
Lineage: Eukaryota; Fungi; Ascomycota; Pichiomycetes; Serinales; Metschnikowiaceae
Exons: 1
Coding region: 1-1536 (511 amino acids)
Source: RefSeq, a predicted model, not a curated record